This is a messenger RNA of Gigantopelta aegis, 4574 nucleotides long. RefSeq names its product carnitine O-acetyltransferase-like. Bases 1680 to 4376 code for a protein of 898 amino acids. Gene Ontology annotation, molecular function: acyltransferase activity. The record is from RefSeq and is a predicted model, not a curated record. The transcript has 10 exons. Lineage: Eukaryota; Metazoa; Mollusca; Gastropoda; Neomphalida; Peltospiridae.
AGGCACUGCGGAGCAGGGGGACUGGAGUGGUGGGGGGUUCUAUCCCCCUCCCAAAUAAUUCUGAAUAAAAAAAACUAUUAUUAGUAGUAAAUCUUAAGGCAGAGAUGCAUUUUACUGGCAGAGUGCAGGUAAUUGCAUUUCAAGAAAUCUGGUUUUAAAAUGUCAUGGGGAGCAUACCCCCGAACCCCAUAGAAACGUUGCGCCCUACAUCCCUGUCAGUCUAUUUUGCUAAACAACAUUGGUUUCACUUCGGCAACCUUUUUUAUUGACGCUUGACCACAGUUACACUUUUACCACUGUAUUAAUGUAAUGUUAACUUUAGUCAGUGAGCGUAGCAGAAAAAUGCUGGCUAGACUUGUCCGGCACCUAAAUUUUUCUAGGCACAACCCUUUAUUAUAUAUAAUUAUAUUGUCCUUUCUUUUUCAUAUAAGACUGUCUUUGGUGUAGGAUCAAGAAGUAGGCCAGAACUUAAUUGCAGACCCGACAGUGUUCUGCACACUUGUCACAACAUACUGACUGGAAGUCUGCUUUCAUUGAUCUAAUGAAAAACUGUGCUGCAGUCAUCAGGGCUGAGGGAACACUAGCAGCAGCAAUAACGGAGAUGGGUCUUUUGUCAUUUCUUAUGACUCUGGAGUCUUCUUUAUUGGGCAUGUCAAGUCCAGCUUUAACAGAUGGGAUUUUUUUUUUCAGUCUCUUCCAGAUUCAUGAACAUUUGUAUGUCCGUUAUUUUGAAUCUGGAAGGCUGUCUGGAUUUUUCAGAUCCAAAGGCAUUAAUAUAAUACGGAAGUCGGUUGGUGGCAGUUACACACACACAUAACAUUUUCCAUCUUCAAGUCUUUAAUGCCACUGACAUUGAACAACACCAAAAGAAGAUCAAGGAAAGACUUGAGGAAAAAAGAAAAGCACAAAACAUUGCUUCAUUGAAAAGAUCACGUGAUAACCAUCCCACCAUUCGGAAUGUAUCAUCGGUAUGGGAUUUCAUCAGCCGACUUAUGUAUGUCACAGAGGUAGUAAACGGCAACCUAUCGAAACAAACAAGCAUCCUGCUGCAAAACGGACCACAGUACAGUGCACCAGGCCUUCAACCCAGGCCAUUCCAUCAAUGUCGGCUACUACUUGCCAGCACACCAGCCGUUCAACCCAGCCCAUUCCAUUCUCAUUUACUCCCGCGUCAGUCCCACCAAGAAGAUGAAGGAAAGUCUGGUUCGUUGGUACACGCAUAAGUCAUCAGUGGAUUGUAAAGGAAGACAAAGGUAUUUCAAAAUGGUAUGAUAGAAUUGUUACUGGCUUGAUACAUGGAACAAAUUGAGAGACGGAUGCUGUGUAUGAAAUCAUUUAUGGCUAUGAUGCUGAUGAUAUUUAUGAAGUGGAUCAUUUGGUAGAGACCUAUCAUCAGCAGAGUGUGAAGUUUACAGAUACGUAAGUAUUUCAUUGCUCAACUGUUGUUGAUGGAUGUACAGAGGACCCUUGGAUUACAUUCAAUCUGGUAGUACCAAACUAAAUAACUUCCGGCUGGGUCAAAGUUCGAGAACUUUUGAUAGAGAAGUUAACCACAAGUCCUGUGAUUGGUGAUAAAUGUGAGUGUUAGUUGUAAAAAGAAAUAGUUUUAUCUGGGCAAAAAAUGUGUGCAAUUCUAUUUCUUCUAGUACCACUCUGGCAAGUAGCCUUGUGCUUGAAACAUGUAUGGGGAUACCAGUGUUAAAAAAAAAAGCAAGAAAAAAAAAAAGAAAGAAAAAAAAGCGCCUCAAAUGUUGUGCUGCAGCAUUUCUAACACGAUGACGUCAUCAUACCCAGUGUCUAAGUUGAACGACACGUUGACUGAAUUGAAACGAGUAUUCAAAGAAAUAUUGCAACCAGAUGAAGCCGAGAAGUUUGACGAGCUCCUUGAGGAGGCUAAUGCAACUAGUUUACCAACAGUUCAGAAAAUCUUCGAGUCAAGCGUGAAAAAUAAGAAGAAUUGGAAUGCAGAAUACGGGCGUCAGUUCAUGCUCUCUAUCCGGUUUCCUAUUCCUGUCUCUACUGCUAUGUCUUUCGUUUUAGAAGUGGACAGCAAUCACAGUAGUCAGGUUGCAAGGGCUGCGAGCCUACUUGUCGCAGUAGGACAGAUCUACAGUGACCCCAGCAUGAUGGAGGAGAUGACUAACGCCUUUGUAAGGAGAGGCGCCAAAGAAAAUUAUUUAGAUGAAAUGUUACUGGCAGCAUGCAGAGUUCCUGGUAUGGAGAAAGAUGAAUAUGUGGUGUACAAAGACGUCAGACAUGUUUUGCUCAUCAGCAAGAACAGCAUGUUCACUAUUGAUAUUCUGGAUGACAACAGACAAGUGAUACCUGCAGGGAUGAUUGUAAACCAUCUGGAAUAUAUUAUCAAUCAUUCUGGUGAAUGUAAUGCGAAUCCACUUGCUCUGACGGCUCUGCCUCGCAAUGAUUGGCAUGUCACCCGCUUAGAUUUGCUCAAAGACAAGUCUAACCAGGAAUCCCUUGCAACAGCUGAGAGUUCUAUAGUGACUCUUGUCCUGGAAGAUCAACCAUCACCAAUGCCCCUUAGUAAAACUCUGCAGCAUAUUCAGUUUGGCAGGCCUUCGUUCCGGUACUACGAUAAGCUGGUCAAUGUUAUCGUGUAUCGUGAUGGACAAGCUGGGCUAUUCGUAGAUCAUGCGUGUUCUGACAGUUAUGUAGCUGCAAAGCUAUGCAUGUUGAUAAACAAACUUGCCAACGACGUGCAUAUUUCACCACAACCAAAUGGCAGCAAUUCAUAUCCAGCAUCUUUGCACAUUUCAACUCCUGAAAAGACUGUACCAACUUCCAUAUGGGAUCAUCCGGAUAGAGAUGUUGCUACAUUUGAAUUCCCUGUUUGUUCUAAUUUACUUAACAUUUUGGAAAGGUCCUAUGUGCGUGAUGCGUGGUUGCAUCUAUCACUGCAGCUUGCCAUUCUUGAACUAACAGGGACCUCGUCCUUUCUGAUACUUGAACCCACCUACAUUGAUAACUUUAAAAAUGGAGGAACAGACGCCACCUUCCCCAUGAGUAUGCAGUCUCGUGAAUUAGUAACAAAACUUAAGGAAGGAUCACCAUUUGGAUCCCUGAUGACGUCACUGAAAGCAGCCCUGGCAGAACAUAGGCGACUGGUUAAGAAUACAAAGACGGGUAAAGCAUAUGGCUCACACAUCAGUGCCCUGCAAUCUAUCUUAAAUCGUCAAGCCCCUGGUCAUCCACUGUUGCCAUAUCUCCAGCGCUUCCAGAAACCAGAUGUAAUGAUGACUGGAGCAUCAGAAGGGGGCCAUCUUCUAAGGGCAGCUGCUGGCAAUGUCUUUGCAGACAAUCAACUGGUAGUCACCUAUAUUCUGAAAGAAAAUGAGAUAGCCUUUGUCCUAACAACAAGUGGGACAUUUUCAACAAUGCUACCAACCAUUCCAAAUGCAUUAUCAAAAUCUUUGAAUCGACUGCUGCAAUUGAUUGUAUGCCACGUUUCAGCUGGGGCCAUGAUGAAGAAUAGUGUGCCAGAUAGCACGACUAAAGCAGAAUAUACUUCGUAUUUACACCCCACUCCCAAUACGCUAGGUACAGUCAUCGUGCAACACGACGGACAGCCCCAGGGGAUCCGACUGCUAGACGAUGCAGAUGGACUGGUCUCGUUCAUGGCAUAUGGAAAGUCAGUUGCCUUGAGACUUCAAACACAGCUAGGCGUUGAACGUUGUGGUAUGAUUGCACUUUUCUUACCCAACGAUAAACCAAAGAUGCAUGUAGUUCCUUUCCAUGGGUUAGGGAAAAACUGGAUUUCAGUUGUCGCAGAGGAACAAGAAUAUUCCCCUGUGUAUAAAGGUUAUGUUACAUCGGUUGAAGGUCCCCGUGUCUCGAAUCAGGAGCUAACUCUGAUGCAGAAGAGACUGUUGGCUGGUGAUGUAGUUCCCAAAUGGGACAACACGUUUAAUGGGGAUCCCAAGGACAACAAUCUCUUCGCUCGACUGGUGCGAGGAGAGCUGCCACACUGGAGGGUUUGGGAGGAUGAUCACCACAUCGCGUUUCUCACACCUUUCCCCAACACGCCAGGAUUCACGGUCCUCGUUCCCAGGGAGCAUCUUUCAAGCAACAUAAUUGGUCUGCCAGACGAGAACUUUACAAAGCUGUUUAGAGCAGUUCAUAAGGUUGCCACGGAACUUAUGUCCUCUCUGUCGCUGGACGGAUGUGCUAUCGUAUGCGAGGGGAUGGAAAUCGACUACGCUCAUGUCAAGGUCAUUCCUCUACGUGAGACAAGUUCGUGUGAGCACCAUGUUACAGAUCAGCUUCACGAAACAUAUCCAGGAUUCUUGUCCACCAAACAUGGACCAGAAAUGGACAUUAAUCAGUUGGUGGGUAUUGCUACAAAACUCGCUCUUGUUUGAAAAUUAUAUUCAAAAAGACGUUUUAUGACCAGAAUAUAUUUACAAGAAUGGACUUUUGUUUCCAAAAUAUAUAUUUUUUUCGUAUUCCUGCUAAUGUAAUGGACAUUAAUCAGUUGGUGGAUAUAUGCUACAAAACUCGCUCGUUUGAAACGUGUGUUCAAAAAGACGUGUUAUGACCAGAAUAUAUUUAGAAGAAUG